Ostreococcus lucimarinus CCE9901 is the source of this 621-nucleotide messenger RNA. RefSeq lists its product with no specific name. Gene Ontology annotation, biological process: pollen development. Lineage: Eukaryota; Viridiplantae; Chlorophyta; Mamiellophyceae; Mamiellales; Bathycoccaceae. The record is from RefSeq and is a predicted model, not a curated record. The coding region runs from base 1 to 621 and encodes 206 amino acids. The transcript is spliced from 2 exons.
AUGCGCCGAGAGAUCUCGAAACGCGCGAGCGCGUGCGUGAGAAAUUAUGCCGCCGGCGCGGGAAAGCCCAAGGCGAGCGGAGAAACCACCGACGUCGUCAAGCGCGUCUUCAUCGAGCAGCAGACCAAAUUUCGCGCGCUGCUCACGAAGACGAAGGACUUGAAGCCGCCCGUGGGAGGAGACGCGGCGGCGGUCAAGGCGUACGCGGCGAAGAAAUUGGCGGCGUUAAAAGAGUUGGACAUCUCAACGCCGGGAGAAAAAAUUCUCGAAACCGUCGACGGCGCGUUCGCCGAAGCGGCGAGCGUGCGCGGGUUCUUGGAGUACGCGGGCGAGCUGCGACAAAUGCUCGGUUUGAAAGAUGAAGACGACACGAUGAAGGUCAUGGUGAGCGCUUUGGACGAAACUGAAAAGGCGCUCGGGAAGGCGUUACUGACGAGCGACGCGCAAGGCAUGGCGAAGUACAGUAGCGCUGUGGCCAAGGCGUCGGAAGCCGCCGGUAUUAAGCCUUUGGACGCCGCGGCGAUGGCGAAGCUCCAAGGCGAGGUGGACUUGGAAUCUAUCGAAAACGAAAUUCUCGAGUUGCAAUCGGUCGAAGACGAAGUGAAGAAGGAGGAGGCGUAA